AUGGGUGUUUUUCUAGCAAUUUGUGGGUUUAAUUGUGCAUUUUCAACGUUCACCGAUAGCUAUGUCGACGACGAGGGGAACGUACACUAUGGGAUAGCCACACGCACGGGGUUUUGGCCUACUAGUCGGUCUAGUAACGUUGAUAUGUCCAAGUAUAAGCUAAGGGCAGGGGAUUUUGUACAUGCUGUCACGUCGGUUUUCGUGUUUGUUGUCGUGGCGGGUUUGGACAAGAACACGGUGGAUUGUUACAUGCCGGCAUUGGAGACUACUCGGAAGACUAUGCUCAUGGUGUUGCCUCCGGUUGUUGGUGGUCUUUGUAGUGGUAUUUUUGCUAUGUUUCCUAGCACAAGGCAUGGUAUUGGGUACCCUUCAAAUAAUGGUGCUAAAUCCUAA
Molecule: messenger RNA, 393 nt
Organism: Chenopodium quinoa (quinoa)
Lineage: Eukaryota; Viridiplantae; Streptophyta; Magnoliopsida; Caryophyllales; Amaranthaceae
Exons: 1
Coding region: 1-393 (130 amino acids)
Biological process (GO): endomembrane system organization
Source: RefSeq, a predicted model, not a curated record